Molecule: messenger RNA, 1351 nt
Organism: Schistocerca gregaria
Lineage: Eukaryota; Metazoa; Arthropoda; Insecta; Orthoptera; Acrididae
Product: odorant receptor 43a-like
Exons: 7
Coding region: 25-1338 (437 amino acids)
Biological process (GO): sensory perception of smell; detection of chemical stimulus involved in sensory perception of smell
Cellular component (GO): plasma membrane
Molecular function (GO): odorant binding; olfactory receptor activity
Source: RefSeq, a predicted model, not a curated record
GCGCGUCCCCCAGCGGGAACCAGUAUGGAACAUCCCCCCGGGGACAGCGACUGGCUGGUGCGGCCCGGCGCCACCCUGCGCCGGCUGAUGGGUCUCUGGCGGCCUCGAGGCCGGGCCGCCAGCCUCCUCAACCGACUGCUAGCCGGCAUGACGCUCUCGUGCAUCGCCUUCCUGGUGCUGUGUGUGGCUCUCAAGCUGAUUGCGGACCCUCCGCAAGAGCUGGAGCAGAUCGCACUGUGCAGCCUUGUUGCUACUAUCGGCGUUGGAUUUUUCGUCAAGGCGGCGCUCUUCAUGGCUCAGGGCGGCACGCUGCGUCACACGGUGGGGCUGCUGGCAGACGCCAGGCUUCACUUCAGCCGUGGAGACAACGAACUGACGCGGCGCCGGUACCUCAAGCUGUCAAACAACGUCCACUUUUACGGCCAGAUGGUGGCAGUGCCGGCGAUGAUCGGCUGGGUCGUGUGUCCGCUGCUGUCCCGCAGCGUCGCGAAGGCCGACCAGGGUCUGCAGGAGGCUCAGAGGCAGCUCCCGGCGCCGGUGUGGCUGCCGGUCGACGCCUACGCGUCGCCCACCUACGAGAUCCUGUACGUCGCCCAGUCCUUCUGUGUCCUCGUCACAGCUGAGUCGUGCGUCAGUAUAAACCUCUUCUUUGUCCACAUGAUGCUCAUGGUUGCAGCUGAACUGGAAGUUCUGAAUGACAACCUUUCUGCCUUGGAAAAUAUUAACUUGAAAACACGAAGAACAGAGAGAGAGGGACUUAUUUCUAGAUAUAAAAUAAAUGGCAGAGGAUUGGCAUUACUUAACGGUGGGCAGUGUCUUGAUGAACACGCGCUGACAGAGAACGCUGCACAUGAGUGGCUUCAUCGACAACUGGUGAAGAACGUGAUACACCAUCAGGCAAUCAUAAGAUCUGUGGCCCUUUUGCAGUCAGCAAUGAAUGUGUCUAUAUUCAUUCUCUUAUUCAUCAACAUGGCAAACCUGUGCUCCAGUUUGUUCGUCGCUGCCGUGCUGUUGCAGAGAGAUGGAAACAUAGGAAAAGCCAUAAAUGCGCUUUUCUCAAUACCUGGUCUUCUGUACGAAACUACAAUUUACUGCAUAUUUGCCCACAUUAUGUCCGAUCAGAGCGAGAGGCUGAUGUACUCCGCCUUCUGCUGCGGCUGGGUCAACAACGACGCUCGCUUCAAACGCAGCCUGGGCAUCUUCAUGAUGAUGACUGUGCGACCGAUCGCGAUCACGGUGGGCAAGACGUGCACGCUGUCCAAGCAGAUGCUGCUGCAGGUCUUGAACGGAACGUACGGCUUAUUGAACAUGCUCUACUACAUGCAUAGAAGCAAAUGAAACGUCACCGAAG